AUGACAUUACCAGAUGGAUAUGUGUUUCGAAAAUUAAAGUUAUCUGAUUAUUCAUCCUAUGUUGAAAAUUUAAAAGUGUUAACUACAGUGGGUAAUAUUACUAUUGAAAAUUUCACUAAAUUAUUGAAUUAUUGGGAAUCAUUACCUGAUUUAUAUCAUCCCUAUGUCAUCAGUAGUCCAGCUGGUGUAGUGGUUGCCACUGGAAUGUUAUUAGUUGAACAUAAAUUGAUUCAUGAAUGUGGUUUAGUAGGUCAUAUUGAAGAUAUAUCAGUAUCAACUUCUGAACAAGGUAAAAAAUUAGGAUAUUAUAUGAUUACAUCUUUAACUUCUAUAGCCAAAGAGUAUGGUUGUUAUAAAGUUAUAUUGGAUUGUUCUCCUGAAAAUGCUGGAUUCUAUGGAAAAUGUGGGUUUAAACAAUGUGGUAUAGAAAUGUCAACUCGUUUUGAUUAG
Molecule: messenger RNA, 450 nt
Organism: Scheffersomyces coipomensis
Lineage: Eukaryota; Fungi; Ascomycota; Pichiomycetes; Serinales; Debaryomycetaceae
Gene: GNA1
Product: glucosamine 6-phosphate N-acetyltransferase
Exons: 1
Coding region: 1-450 (149 amino acids)
Biological process (GO): UDP-N-acetylglucosamine biosynthetic process
Cellular component (GO): endoplasmic reticulum-Golgi intermediate compartment; Golgi apparatus; endoplasmic reticulum
Molecular function (GO): glucosamine 6-phosphate N-acetyltransferase activity; monosaccharide binding
Source: RefSeq, a predicted model, not a curated record